ACGCAAUAUUACGUCCUUGUGUUGUAUCGACUGUGAGCUGCUGGUGCUUCCGUUCGCACGUGGAAGUUGAUUUCCAAUUUUUCCCUCCUCAUGUUCAGCAGAUGCAGGGGGUUUUCUGGAAGACUUCUCCGUUCGGGCUCCAUCGCGCUCAGCCGUAGCGUCUCCUGCAGAACCGGCACGUGUUUCUCUAGUGCACAUCUUUCGACUUCACGUCGCUUGUCUUCCCAUCACCCCGUUCUCUCAGCGUCCGGUCCUCCCGUACUCGGGGCUGCUAGAGCGGUCCGUCUCCCGUCUGAUUCCGCCCGUCCUGCGGCUCACAUGGAUCUGAAGGGAGUGCUGGAGGUUCUGGAGCAGCUCGCUCCGCUGUCGCUGGCCGAAUCGUGGGAUAACGUGGGCCUGUUGGUGGAGCCCAGCGAACCCCGUCCAAUCGAAACGAUCCUGCUAACCAACGACCUGACCGCGGCCGUCAUGGACGAAGCGGUGGCGAUGAGCUGCGACCUCAUAGUGUCGUAUCACCCGCCGCUCUUUCGGCCUUUCAAGCGUCUGCUGCAGAAGGACUGGAAGCAGCGUCUGGCCGUCAGAGCGGUGGAGGCCGGCGUCGCCGUUUUCUCCCCGCACACUUCGUGGGACAGCGUCGAAGGCGGCGUUAACGACUGGCUGGUUGCAGGAAUGGGAAGUGGGAAAGUGUCGGUAUUAAAUCAAGCUCACUGUAGCGGCCCGCACAAACACAGGCUUGAGUUCUCCUGCAUGAAUGAUGAACAACUAAACCGUCUUUUGGAGCAGCUGAGACACAUUGACGCCGGUGAAACCUUUCAGUGCUCCACAGUGAGAAGUGAGAGUGGAGGGCAGCAGGUCAAUCUCACCUGUCUUAGUUCAGCACUGACCGCUGCUGCACAGAUUCUCCUGUCAGAUUCACACGCCAGCAGAUCCCUCAACAUCACACAGGUCCAGCAGCCUCCUCUGCUGGGUUGCGGUCAGGGGCGACUCAGUGUUCUGGAUGAGCCGGUGUCUGUUUCUACAGCCGUUCAGAGAAUGAAGACUCACUUGGGUUUGCCUCAUCUGAGACUGGCUCUGGGGGAGCAGCAGACAUUAGAGUCUCUGGUGAAGACGGUUGCAGUGUGUGCAGGAUCUGGAGCUUCUGUCAUACAGGGAGUGAAAGCAGACCUCUACAUCACCGGUGAGAUGUCCCAUCAUGAGGUUCUGGAUGCGGUUUCUGCGGGUACGAGUGUGAUUCUCAGUGACCACAGCAACAGCGAGAGAGGAUUCCUGACCGUAUUCAGACAGAGACUGACCGCGCGACUGGGCGACACGGUUACUGUAGCGAUCUCCCAACGAGACCGAGAUCCGCUGCAGGUGGUCUGAUCUCGCCCCGUCGCACACGUAGACUGAAUAUGUGGAUGUAUCGCAAAUAAUAUUCAUCAUCGGACCUUAAAGAGACAGUUCACCCAAAAAUGCAAAUUGUCAUCAUUUACUCACCCUCAAGUUAGUCCAAUCUGUAUGAAUUUCUUUCUUCUGUUGAACAUAAAAGAUAUUUUGAAGAGUGUUGUCACCAAACACUUUCUGGUCCCCAUUGACUCACAUUGUAUUAUUAUCUAUACUAUAGAAAUGAAUGAGGACCAGUGACUGAUUACCUACAUUCUUCUGAAUAUCUUUUCUGUUCAGCAGAGGAAAGAAACACAUGCAGGUUUGGAGCAACUUGAGGGGGAGUAAAUGAUGACAGAAUUCUCAUUUUUGGGUGAUCUGUCCCUUUAAGAUUGUAAAUGUAAAAGUAACAUUGACCUAUAUAAAAAAAGAAAAAUAAACUUUCCUAGAAAAA
Messenger RNA from Labeo rohita (rohu), 1816 nucleotides. RefSeq names its product NIF3 NGG1 interacting factor 3-like 1 (S. cerevisiae) (gene nif3l1). Lineage: Eukaryota; Metazoa; Chordata; Actinopteri; Cypriniformes; Cyprinidae. The transcript has 7 exons. The record is from RefSeq and is a predicted model, not a curated record. Gene Ontology annotation, cellular component: cytoplasm; mitochondrion. The coding region runs from base 91 to 1362 and encodes 423 amino acids.